Rhagoletis zephyria (snowberry fruit fly) is the source of this 1880-nucleotide messenger RNA. RefSeq lists its product as uncharacterized. The record is from RefSeq and is a predicted model, not a curated record. Lineage: Eukaryota; Metazoa; Arthropoda; Insecta; Diptera; Tephritidae.
AUGUGUAAAAAGGAAACACAAGAUUGUGAAAUCUGCUUAACAAACAAAUACGAACGCAGACCAAACAAACAACCAAUUGGAGCCGCACCAAUACCAAAUCACGUAGGUGAACACAUACAUUUAGACUUAUUUCACAUGAACGGCAACACAUACAUCAGCACAACUGAUAAAACUCAAGGGUCAGCUCUUAAAAUUAUUACGGGUACACCCGAUCACGACGACUUAAUCGAAAUUAAGACAGGAUUAAAAAUGCUGAUAGAAAACGGUAACAAACAAAAGAAAAUAAAUUCACAGUUUGAAAGAAUUUUAGAGACUCUCGAUCCUAAAACUAUAACAGAUGAUUUAGUGAUGACCGAAGUAUACAACGAACUAUCCUCUGUCGCUAAUACAAUUAAUUUUGCAAAAAAUGGAAACUUCUACUCAGGAACUCUAAAUUUAAAGGAUAUUCAACAAAUAGUAUCCAAUGAAGCAUUAGACUCACCUUUAAUUAUAUUAGAAUACUCUGACAUACAUGUCUGCUACUUUAACCACGCAAUGAUAUUACUAGACUCUAAGAUAGCAAAAUGUAACAAUGUCUUUGCACCUAUUGAAAAAUGUAAAAACUAUGUUGGGAACUAUAUAUGUAAAAUUAAGAACUCAGACAAUUGCACUAUUAACACAUUGGAGAAUAAGCCUGCCAAAUGUAAAGUGAUACACGAAAACAACGCACCACUCGAAAUACUUGAAAAAGGAAAUAUCAUAACAGAUUACAACCACACCUGGAACAACAUAAAAAUAGAUGGGCCGAAAUUAAUACAAUUCAACUACUCUGCAACAAUCGAUGGAAAACAAUAUUCCAACCUGCAACAGGAAUACAAAGAUGCCAUAUACAAACAACAUGACGACCAACUAGAAGUCCUACGCAUCAUCGGAUCCAAAGCCGAUUAUAACUUUAGCAAUAUUGAAGAAAUGUCAACUUUCCUGAUACCAAUCGAGGAACAUCCCGUCCAAUACACCUUCUACUGCAUCCUGGGGUUAUGCACACUAGCAUUACUUAUCUAUGGUAGAGACAAACUCUGCAAAUGUUACAUAGCAAAGAAAGCGGAAGCAAGAAGAAAAAGAAUCGACGAAAUGUAUCAAAUAGAACUAUUCAGACUCCAACAAGAACAAUAUACACGUUAAAGCGAGGACGCUUCAUUUUAAGAAGGAGGGGAGUUAAUGACUUCGUCACAAGGCACGUAAACAAAGUUUCCACUAAGCAUCAUCAAUAACAACCAAACAUGCAUUAUCAAGAAAUGCAUUCUCAACAUGUAAACAACAAACAUCUGGCAAUGGAAUAAUCCACUGCGAUAACUACCGCCGCAUCUCAACAAUAACAAACAAGUGAUAACAAGAUAACAGAUACCGAAUUUCAACAAAGAAAUGGCAAGCAGGUAAUAACUACCGCAUCUAAAUAACAACAAACAACAUGCAACCAGAUAACAGCAGCCGCAUCUCACUAGUAUAAAUAGCUGUAAGAUCUUAUAUUAUAAACAGUUUUAAGAAUAUCAAUAAAGUGUACGCAUUUCGGCGUAGUAAUAAAAAUGUAUUUUUUUAACUCAUAUCGUGAAAGCGAUUAUAACUCGCGACGGAAAAACUGAAACCCACAAUUUGGGGGCUCGUCCGGGAUCGUCGUACAUUUGCGAAAGAAAGUAAAAGAAAUACUUCGGUGGUCGGUUCUUUUUAUAUUUCUACGGCGCACAUCAACUCAGCGAGAAACAGAGUUCCGUGUGUUUGUGUGCAAAAAGCGUCAACUCUUUUCAUAAGGAAUGGAGUCGAUUGGGUAGCAGAGUACGAGUAUUUUCUCUCAAGCGCAAUACAACAGCCAGCGAGCAGCAUAGCAGCGUCGGUUUUAUUUUAUG